Molecule: messenger RNA, 1692 nt
Organism: Daphnia magna
Lineage: Eukaryota; Metazoa; Arthropoda; Branchiopoda; Diplostraca; Daphniidae
Exons: 6
Coding region: 99-1562 (487 amino acids)
Molecular function (GO): protein binding; extracellular matrix structural constituent
Source: RefSeq, a predicted model, not a curated record
ACUAUGUAGAUAUAAUGAUAAUCGUUUUUCAAAAGCGCAGUUCCGUCGGUUUUUGAAAAAUACCCAUCACAAAUUCGAGUUAUUUGGCAAAUCAAAAAAUGCCGUCGUGUUUGACGUACGUUGUGCUUGUCGUCUGCUGGUUGUCCAUCACCGGUGCCAGUUCUGCAAUUCAUCCACCGGAAUCCGUCCAACGCAGCCCGACCACGGAGACGCUGCUAAUGGCCAAGUUUGAUGAAAUGGAUGCAAAACUUCGAGAUCAAGAACUCCGAUUGCAAAAUCAUGCCAGUCAGAUAGUUUCGCUACGGGAGGAAAUCCAGCGACUUGAAUCCAUUUUGCAUAACAAUAAUUUAAAAUCUCAGAAUAAAGCCGUUUUCUCUCCGAGGACAUGUCAAGAAGCACUUGACAGCGGCCUGCCGGAAUUCAGCCAAUCUGGCAUGUAUUGGAUUGAUCCGGACGGCGUAGGAAUCGGCGAUGGAUCCAUUUACGUCUACUGCGAUAUGACAACAGGAAUAACGGCCGUGGGGCACGAUAGCGAAUCAACCAUUACCAUUCCGAAAUGUCCCGAUGCCGGCUGCUAUUCAAGGCCGAUCGUGUAUUCGAAUUCAACCAUCCGGCAGUUGAAAGCGUUGACCGAGAUUUCAGCCGAAUGUUACCAAUCCAUUCAAGUGAAUUGUAUAGGAGGACCUUUCACGGUGGAAGACAUUGAUUAUGCCUGGUGGAACGAUAUCGAGGACAAGCAGCAAAAUUUCUGGUCGGGUUCUGAUGAGACCGCACACAUUUGCCAAUGUGCUAUAGACGGCAAUUGCAUCCUGCCCGAGCUGCCAUGCAACUGUGAUGCCAAUGUGGCCGUCCCUCUCUCAGACAACGGAGAAAUCACCUUGAAGCGAGUGCUGCCUGUGACGCGCCUCAAUUUCGGACACACCAGCUACGUAGGAGGCAGCCACACCCUCGGCAAGUUGGAGUGCGUCGGCAAAUCGGCGGAGGCCAACGUACCAACCUCGUGUCUGGACCUCUGGCGAACUGGUUAUCUUCUAAAUGGGCUGUACUCUAUACGCAGGGAUCAAAAAGUCGUGUUCGUCUACUGCGAUUUCUCGUUAGGCCAAGAUGUAAGGGAGACUUAUGUUGGUUACGUCGACGUCAAAUCGCAACCCGUCCAAUUUUAUGUCCAAAAAACGGCAAAUUUUACCGCAACAACUGCCAAUGCAGAACUCUCCCCUUUCGAAAUGGUGAAACUUAAUGAAGGAGGCGCCAUGAAUGAGCAAACGGGAAUAUUUAAAGCCCCUAAAUCUGGCAUCUAUGUUUUCGAUUUCGCAGCAGUCGAUCUGGCCGGUGGCACCGAUUUAGUCGUCAACAUUCACAAGAAUGAUGAGCUGGUCGCAUCCGGAGGUCCUGUAGGUUCUGCUAAUCAUGGAACAGUGGCCAUUCCGUCCAUGUUGCAAUUAACUGUCGACGAUACCAUCAAAAUAACUAUCUCCACGCUAAACGGAAUGCUUUAUAGCGACCCUCUGCGCCCAAUGACCCAUUUCACAGGAUUUUUGCUGGAGGAAGACAUUUUUGCAUGACGAAUAACACAAACAAAAGCCAAAUAAUAACACCCUGUCGUGUAUGUUCAGCUUGGCAGUGUAUCUAGUUUGAAAGAAAAAAAAAUACAUGUAGAUUAAAGUUUUUUGUCAUUCAGACAAACCUACAAAA